Bombyx mori (domestic silkworm) is the source of this 534-nucleotide messenger RNA. Its product is annotated as DNA repair protein XRCC3. Gene Ontology annotation, cellular component: replication fork; Rad51C-XRCC3 complex. Gene Ontology annotation, biological process: double-strand break repair via synthesis-dependent strand annealing; telomere maintenance via recombination; resolution of mitotic recombination intermediates. The coding region runs from base 1 to 534 and encodes 177 amino acids. The transcript has a single exon. The record is from RefSeq and is a predicted model, not a curated record. Gene Ontology annotation, molecular function: ATP-dependent DNA damage sensor activity; four-way junction DNA binding; ATP binding. Lineage: Eukaryota; Metazoa; Arthropoda; Insecta; Lepidoptera; Bombycidae.
AUGAAUUCUAUAAAGAGCAGAGAUCAAGACUAUGGUAAAAAUGUUUUUGUUGAACACAUUUCAGAAGCAAAAGAUUUACAAUUUUGUAUUAGAAUGCAGCUUCCUAAAUUGCUGCAACAAAAUAUUGUUUCUCUCAUUGUAAUUGAUUCUAUCGCUGCUCCAUUUAGAGUGGAGAGUACUGACUAUGUGCAGAGAGCUGGAGAACUCCGAGAACUAGCCAUUAUGCUGAUCACCUUAGCCCAGCAGUAUAAUAUAGCUAUUGUCUGCAUAAAUCAAGUUACAGCAUCGUUUGCUGACUCAGAUUCUAUUCAUCCUGCACUUGGUCUUGCUUGGUCUAAUAUGGUUUCUACGAGAUUAAAAAUUAGCAAAACCACCCAGUCAGUUAUUAUUGAUGAUAGUGGUGUUUGUAAAAGUGAUUCUGGUGGUCAAAAUAAAUUAUUCGCUAGAGAGAUUUCUGUUGUCUUUGCCCCAGAUUUGGCAAAUUCUUCAACUCUGUUUACAAUAACAUCAAAUGGUAUUCAAAGUAUAGAUUAA